GGUUGGCUUGGAGAGGUACAUGGGAGGUGUUACAGUGAGGGCCCGCACACCUCUCCUGUCGACUUCUAUUAAAAAUGUUAGUGGAAAGAAAUGACUACUGGAAAAAUAAUGUCACGGAAAUGUCCAGAUAUUGUCACGAACUUUUGGACUAGAUAAUAGUGAUGGCAUAGAAAACUGAAGAAGCGGAGGAGGAGGACGACAACAACAACAACAACAACAACAACAACAACAGCAACAACAACAACAACAGCAACAAACAUGGCGGCUGCAGCAGUGGAGGGCGUGGUGGUGGUGAUGGUGAUGGCGAAUGGUGACGUGGUGAUGAUGGGUGUUGUACAGUGAUGCGGAAAGUGAUGAAUAAGAUAAAGGAUAGAAUAAGAAAACAAGUAAAUGAAUAGAUAAACACUUGAACAAGAAGGAAGUAAAUGAAGAAACAAAUAAACAAAUGAUACGGAAAAUUAUAAGUGAAAAAAAAACAAGAAAACAAAUAAAGAAAGAAACAAACACAAGGAAAAACAAGUAGAUGAAGAAAAACAAACACAAGAAAACAAGUCAAUGAGGAAGCAAAUAAACAAAAUGAAAAAAAUAAACAAGAAAGAGAAAAAAAAAAACAACACAAAUAAAUAAAUAGAGAGAGAAGAAGAAAAACUGACAACCAAGGUGCACAAUAACAAGAGUGAUACAAAAAUGAAGAACAGAGUAGACGAGGAAACCAAUAAAUAUACGUGAAGGAAAAUAACAAAAAAAAAAAAAACAUCUGCACAAGGAAUAAAAGAGAAGAGAAAAAUAAAGAAACUAAUGGUGAGUGAGGAGAUUCAAGGUGAUGAUGAUGCUGGUGGUGAACAGUGGUGAUGAACCGCGUGAAGAACAGUGAAGGUAAAUAAGUGGAAAAAAAAAAAAAACGAAACAGUGAAUGACAGUAAUGGAUAAAGAUAGUGUGAAGAACAAUGGUGAAGAACAAACGUGGUGGUAGCAGUAGUGAAGAACAAAUGGAGAACAGUGGUGAAGAACAGUGACAGAUAACAAUAAAUAACAUAGUGGAGAACAAGUGGCGAACAAAAAGUGAUAUUGAACAGUAGUGAACAUAGAAGAACAAUGGCAAACAAUAACAAAAACAAUAAAUAACAAAGCGGUAACGAAAAAUAAGAGUGUGGAGCAAGAACCGUGAUAGUGAACAGAGGUAAAGAGUACAGGUGGAGCGCAGAGGUGAGGCAAGAGGUGGAGUCCCCAGCCAUGUGCACCUCCAACGGGAUGGACCGCCAGUACUGGGAGAACAAGUUUCGUCAGCUCUUCCUCGGCGGUGGUCUGGCUUCGCAACAGCUUCUGGCGGGGAGAACCCGGGUGUCCUCGCGCCUGAUGGAGAAGUACGAGAAGCUGAGCAAGAUUGGCGAGGGGUCCUAUGGCGUAGUGUACAAGUGUCGCAAUAGGGAGACAGGGAGCCUGGUGGCCAUCAAGAAGUUUGUGGAGUCUGAGGAUGACCCGCUUAUCAAGAAGAUCGCCUUGAGGGAGAUACGUAUGCUGAAGCAACUUCACCACCCUAACUUGAUCAACCUAAUCGAGGUGUUCAGAAGGAAGAGGAAACUACACCUGGUCUUUGAGUUCUGUGACCGGACUGUGCUUAAUGAACUGGAGAGUAAUCCUAAAGGGUUGCCGGAGGAGAAGGUGAAGAAGAUCACGUACCAGCUGGUGCAGGCCAUCGGCUACUGCCACAAGCACAACUGCAUCCACCGCGACGUGAAGCCUGAGAACAUCCUCCUCACGAAGAGCGGCGUGGUCAAGCUGUGUGACUUCGGCUUCGCUCGCAUGUUGAGUCCCGGAGACAACCUGACGGACUACGUGGCGACCCGGUGGUAUCGUGCGCCGGAGCUCCUGGUGGGGGACACGCACUAUGGCACCGCGGUAGACGUGUGGGCCAUCGGCUGCGUGCUGGCUGAGCUGGUGAAGGGCGAAGCGCUGUGGCCCGGGAAAUCUGAUGUGGACCAGCUCUACCUCAUCCGCAAGACGCUAGGCGACCUUCUGCCGGACCACAUGAGGAUAUUCAAGGACAACGAGUUUUUCCGCGGCCUCAGCAUCCCGGAGCCCGAUGGCGUGGAGACACUCGACGCCAAAAUGCCGAAAGCUUUCCCUAGAGAAGGUGUCGACUUUCUCAAGAGAUGCAUCGACCGCGACCCGAGCAAGAGGUGGACCUGCGACCAACUGACUGACCACGACUACUUCAAGGGCUUCUCCUUCAAGAUUCCCGAGGAGGACCAGCUGGAACAUGACAGACUAAAGAACCCCUCGGUGUCCGGCUCGAUGCUCCUGCCGCAGCUGGCCAGCACCCCGGUGGGCGGUGGGUCCAUGUCCACCUCCUCCUCGCCGGACAUCAGGCACCCCAUGCACCGAGGCACGCGUAACUUCGACCACCUCCCCACCAUUUGACAAAAUGGCGCAGGGCUUCAGCGGCCGCCAGCCUUACCCAACACUCUUAUCCCGUCCCCCUCACCGCCCCAGGACAACGCCGUCACCAAGCCUCUCAACGGGGCAGUUGCGCGCGCGGCCCCCAAGUCCAGCCCCCCGGGGAGCAGACAGCCCCCCUCCAUGCUGGACAAAGGCGACCUGUACGCCAUUCUGUACCGCAAAUACAACUCCUCCUAGCUGUCUCCUCGGUACCCGCACAGAGCCACGCCCAACUCACGCACGGCGCACGAAACUAUUAGUAACGUUACGUAUUUCAUUGUUGUAUUCGUCAUUACCUUUGUGAUUACUAUUUUUAUGUAGAAAAUGACUUAGGAGGCUGUACAUGGCAGCUAGGUUAGGUUAGAUAAGGUGAAUGACACAGACAACAAUGAAAUAUGUGACUUUACUUAACGUUUUCAUUACAACGACAUGUUUAAUCUAAUUAUGGAUAUCAGUGGAAAAUCUUAAGACGUUUACAAUUAGAAUCAUCCCCAGUCACUCGUCCACUAUAAAAAAAAAUACACUUACCUUUAUAUUUACCCUACUAACUAACAACUGAAGACUGCAUAAGUUUAGAAAAUGCCUGUAGUAGUAAAUGACAACCUGACAAAAUAGUUUAGUUCCCCGCAGUGAGACGCGCGUGGCUCUGCGCACUUACCUACCUAUAGUGUGUUAAGGCUGGAAGCUGCUGUUGACCCUCGCCACGCCAGACUGAAGGGCGUGUACUGUCCCGUCAGGAGAUGAGUAACCUUUCUCACUCACUACCAUCGUGUUCUGCCAUCCCCGCCAUUCUAAGGACCACAUUAUGAAACAUUCCAGCGUAGCACCUCCGAUAGUAUCAAAAAAGCUCUAGUUGAAGUUGCACGGGUUUUUAAGGAUGUUUUUACGGUUUUAGUGCCAGAUUAACAAGAUUUAUACAUUGUUAACGGUAGAAACAUAUUUGAAAAUUCGGUUAAUCAUCUCUGUGGCCUUUGAAAAUACCAGUGGUGAGAGAGCGAAGCGUUUCUGAAUACUGGCUAAGUCCCAUGUAGAACUCCACCAACUGGCAGGUUUUUUUAAGGGGGCUUUUUUUUUUUUUUUUAUGUAAGAGGGGCGCUGGCUUAAGGGCAACGAACAGAGAGAGAAAAUAUAGGUUCAUCGGGGUGCCAGUCCCAAAAGGUUAAAAAGUGCCAUGCAAAAUUUGAGGAUAAGUCUUGAAACAUCGUCAGUGGAUCAGAAGACUUGAGGUUGCUGGAUAACGUGAGUGGAGAAGGUUACUCAAUUUCUGGCAAAAACCACAACGGAGCCCUCCCCUUCUCCCCCUCCCCUGCUGAGUGCCACGACCUCCACACGGACCUCUUUGCCAAUAAGGACUGAAGUAGACGAGAGUACAGUCAUAACGGGUUGGAUCACAUUAGCGUGGAUCAGCUGUUUGGAUCGCCAAGUCGUGCAUCGGUGUGUUGUGUUGUGCUGACGGAAGAGACUGUGGCUUGCUGUGAUAUGAGGGCCCGCCUGUGUCCCUCAUAGAUUAGGAAAGAUUAGAACUGUGCCUACCUAUCCUGUCGCAACAGUCAACCAGGUGUUAGUACGGCUGUAAAAUGUUAGCACGUGUCUGAAAGUUUUAAAGAGUUAUUGGGUUUUUGUGACUUACUGUAGCUGGAGCAAGAGAGGUAGAGUGCUUGAAUCUUCCCUGAGCAGACUGAGUGAUGAGCUGUGGUGUACAGUCACGGCCAGAAGACAAGACCCAGGACAGGUGGUGACGGUCAGCAGGGGUCUGGCAGCGUCCCCCACUCACUACCUCCGUGUUUUCUGUUUGUCUUCAGUGCUGAGUUAUCUUCUCUAUUCACACUCGUCUUACAAGAUUACUACCGGGUCAUAAGCAUAUCAUUCCAAAUUAAUAAGGAGAAAUAAAGAUGCUAUACGAAAUGCUGAUGAUUAUAAUGAUGGCUGUCAGUAGAUCAGUGGACUUAAGAUCAAGAUUUCAAAACAAAGUGGAAGUGAGCGCAAGUUAACCUGCUUCUGGCCGCGACUGUACCGCUACGUGGAAAGAUUACAGACACACCUGAGUAGCGUUCAUUGGCGGGUAAACACGACGACCGGAGCGCGUCACUUCAGGUGUGUCGCGACCUCCACACCUGCGUCACUACCUGGAUUUGACUACACUACUUACCUGUACAAAUUAGUGUGACAUUAGGCGCUGGUUUGUGAGUUGUAGUACGUAACGCCUUUUUCGUUUGUUGUGUCGUAAAUUUUUCGUGUUUUUUAGCUUUAGUUUCUUAGGAUGUAUUUUUAUUUAUUUUAUUUUUUUUUCUCUCAAGAUGAUGAAUGAGUAUAUUUUUUUUUUUUAAGCGUGACGUUUAUUAUAAAAUCUUCUGUUGUAGCUUAGAAUUUAGUUUUCUUUUUCUUUUUUAUCUCGAGAAUUAAGCAAAAGAUAGCGAAAAUAAUUAAAGCAAAGGAAUAAAAAUAAUUAUCAGAUGUCCAUAAACUACGUAGCGUAUAUACAUUUUCACGAUGUCGAAAGAAUGAUUACCAAAAUUUUUAAAUGUGACACUUAGUAUGAAAUCUUACGUCAUAGCUUGGAAUUCAGAUUUUUCCCAAGAAAGUAAGGCAAAAAAUAGCAGAAUACAACAGCCAAAUAUCCUUGUAAACUAUGAAAAAUAACUACAACAGCCAAAUAUCCUUGAAAACUAUGAAAAAUAACAAUACAACAGCCAAAUAUCCUUGAAAACUAUGAAAAAUAACAGAAUACAACAGCCAAACUAUCAUAAAUAACAAUACAACAGCCAAUUAUCCUCGUAAACUAUCAAUAUAUAUUCCCAGAGAACAAGAACUAACAAAAAUCUAACCAUUCCGAUAUUUACUGUUCAUUUCCCGUAGACACCUUUCGGCAGUAGGCGCCCUGUAGUCCCGUAGCCCCUUCAGGACCUCCACUACCUGCUCCCGCGUGCCAGAGUGGGGAGGGGAAGGCGAGGGCCACACACACCCAUGCUACUUAAUGUUAGCGAGAUAACAUUGGAAGGUUAGCAUUGGCUGGAUGAGGGUGGUGGUGGUGUGUGUGUGUGUGUGUGUGUGUGAACUAGAGAAGAUAUGAUACUAGAAAUGAUAUAUUUAAAGAAAAAUGUGUAAUUCUAGCGGUAGAGAGAGAGAGAGAGAGAGAGAGAGAGAGAGAGAGAGAGAGAGAGAGUGUGUGUGUGUGUGUGUGUGUGUGUGUGUGUGUGUAUUCAUAUAAAUACAUAAAACUUGUGGAUGUGCAUUGGAGUUAUACAUUAGAAAGAUGAACGAAUGAAUGACUGACUCGCGCGCCGCAACACAGGAGUCAUAAGGCGCCGCGGAGGAUGAGAGAUGAGAGGCAGUGAGGGAGUGUGAGUCGGUGUGUGGAGGUAACAGGUGACAGGUAAUAGGUAAGCCCAGCACCUUGCCAUUGUUUGCUAGUCAUGCCGCUGUUAGUAUGUCUUUGCAUUCUUUCCCCGGUAAAAUCAUCAUUAUUAUCUCGAUUACGUGUCAGUUAGGUAAGUUGAGUUUAUAUUUCGUGUUUCUCUUUACUGUAUUGUGCAUCUCUACAAUUCUAGUCUCCUUUUUUAAGUUUUUGAUCUAUUUUAUUACGUAUUAUCACAAUUUUCAACUCGCUCUUGUAAAAAUAAGUCUUAUUUCACUUAAUUAUUGUAUCUUGUGUUAACCUUAACGGAACUCUUGGCAGGGCAGAACUAACCAGAACAGACUGUCGUACCGUUGCCGAAGAAUAUCUAUCGUACGUCCGCAUAUCUGUAGAGUAGACGUGAAGUGUGCGUGUUUGAGUUACAGUGAGUGAUGUGUAUGCAUAUUAUAUAUACAUACAGCUUUACCAUCUUGAUGCCGUCCUCAGUAAGUACUCUAAUAAUGGUAAUAACUAAUAAUGAUAGUAAUUAGCCGCAGUUAUCGUAUAGACCGGCAAUGUAAAGCUAGUGUGAUAUAAAGCAGAUGGCUAUGACUUGA
Messenger RNA from Scylla paramamosain (green mud crab), 6390 nucleotides. Its product is annotated as cyclin-dependent kinase-like 4. Lineage: Eukaryota; Metazoa; Arthropoda; Malacostraca; Decapoda; Portunidae. Gene Ontology annotation, biological process: protein phosphorylation. The transcript has 9 exons. Gene Ontology annotation, molecular function: protein serine/threonine kinase activity; ATP binding. Gene Ontology annotation, cellular component: nucleus. The record is from RefSeq and is a predicted model, not a curated record. Bases 1234 to 2421 code for a protein of 395 amino acids.